AAAGGAUAAAAAGAAAACUGGCAGCCAAAACGCCUUCACGUCCCCGAUUAAUAAAUACGGCGAGAAACCGCCAUGGUGAAAAUCGCAGUUGAAAAUCCCAAUUCCCGUUCAAGAGCAGCAAAGUCUCUCUGAAUAAGCAUCGAACUCCUCAACAAACGCCCCGAAACCGCCAGAAAGUUUUAGUUCUUAUCUUUCGUGCUGGGAAUGAGAUGAGAGUAAAGAAAAGAGAAGGGAUCAGAGAAACUGAAGGUAAGCAUCAUUCUUUAAAACUCUCGAGUUCCAACACAGAGGGUGAAGCACCUGGAGAAGGGCAACAGAGAGCAUGACGGGACUGAACGACUAGACGUUUUGAAAGUCUCGCCACCCAAAAUCUUCAAUAUGAUGACGUCGCCUAAGCCCAGGCCCACGUGGACCAAAGUUACGUGUAUUCAGCGAGUAGUGAGAUCAAUACGAUUCGUUUCGAGUUCUUCCCAUUCCGAAUUUCUGGGCUAUGCGUCCCCUCCCAAAGCUUGAUACAACUAUUUCCGGUCUCUGUGGCGCGCUCUCUUUCUCUCUCUUCCUUGUGUUUCGGUGGUUGUGGACACAAAACUAAGUGCUCACCUAGUCACCUUUGCCUCUACCCGAAGGAUUGCGAUAAUAAAAAUAAUAGUAAUAAUAAAAAGCUCUGGCUUAGCAGGCCAUGGCUGCAAAGAAAAUAAUAGCUAUAUGCCAGUCAGGCGGUGAGUUUGUGACAAAUAAGGAUGGAACAUUGUCAUACAAUGGCGGGGAUGCUUAUGCAAUUGACAUAGAUCAGCAAACACAGUUGAGUGAUUUCAAGUCUGAAGUAGCAGAAAUGUUCAAUUGUGCUGUCGAUACCAUGUCCAUCAAGUACUUCCUCCCAGGAAAUAAAAAGACCCUUAUCACUAUCUCUAAAGACAAGGAUUUGCAGCGCAUGGUUAAUUUUCUCGGGGAUACAAUGACUGUUGAUAUAUUUGUCAUGUCAGAGGAAGCUGCUGCUAGGAAUGUGUCCAACAUGCCUGCUAGUAGGUCAAGCAGGACAACUGUGUCAGAAGCUGUGGUUCCUCUGGUCGAUGUUGUUCCUGUUGAUGUUCACAUUGAUAUUGAUCGAGUUGACAUGGAUGUUCCUGAUGAAAAUCCCAUAUCCUGCAUUCCUUUUGGAAUCAAUGAUGAGAAGCAUCGUAAAGCUGCUCUACAGUGGGAAAACACCAUUACUGGUGUUGAUCAAAGGUUUAGUAGUUUUACUGAAUUCAGGGAAGCUUUGCAUAAGUACUCAAUUGCACAUGGGUUUGCUUACAGAUAUAAGAAGAAUGACAGUCAUCGUGUUACUGUCAAAUGCAAAUCCCAAGGUUGUCCUUGGCGGAUAUAUGCAUCCAGGUUGUCAACCACUCAAUUAAUUUGUAUCAAGAAAAUGAAUGGAGAACAUACAUGUGAAGGAGCUGCUGUAAAAGCUGGAUAUCGAGCAACAAGGGGUUGGGUGGGAAGUAUCAUAAAGGAGAAACUGAAAGUUGCCCCGAACUACCGGCCAAAAGACAUUGCAGAUGACAUCAAACGGGAGUAUGGGAUUCAAUUGAAUUAUUCACAGGCAUGGCGUGCAAAAGAGAUUGCAAGAGAGCAGCUUCAAGGCUCAUAUAAAGAGGCAUAUACUCAGCUGCCUUUUUUUUGUGAAAGAAUAAAGGAAACUAAUCCAGGCAGUAUUGCUACAUUCUCCACAAAAGAUGACUCAAGUUUUCAUCGUUUCUUUGUCUCAUUUCAUGCAUCAAUAACAGGAUUUGAACAAGGUUGUCGUCCUCUCAUUUUCCUUGAUACCGCUUCUUUAAACUCAAAAUAUCAAGGAGUGUUGUUGGCUGCUAUUUCAGUUGAUGGGGAUGAUGGUAUUUUUCCUGUAGCUUUUGCUGUAGUGGAUGCCGAUUCAGAGGAUAACUGGCAUUGGUUUUUAUUGCAACUAAAGUCUGCUCUCUCUACAUCUCGUCAUAUAACUUUUGUUGCGGAUUUUCAGAACGGUCUAAAGAAAACAUUGGCUGAGGUUUUUGAUAAAUGCUACCAUGGCUAUUGUUUGCGUCAUCUUGCUGAGAAACUAAAUAGAGACUUAAAGGGACAGUUUUCUCAUGAAGCAAGACGCUUCAUGGUUAACGAUUUUUAUGCUGCAGCAUAUGCACCUAGACUUGAGGGAUUCCAGCGAUCUGUAGAGAACAUAAAAGGCAUCUCCCCUGAAGCUUACAACUGGGUGAUACAAAGUGAGCCUGAACGCUGGGCAAAUGCCUUCUUUGGAGGAGCAAGGUAUAACCAUAUGACCUCAAACUUUGGGCAACAGUUCUACAGUUGGGUAUCAGAGGCACACGAAUUGCCAAUAACUCAAAUGAUUGAUGCAUUAAGAGGAAAAAUUAUGGAAUCAAUUUAUACUCGUCGAGUGGAAUCCAAUCAGUGGAUGACAAAGUUAACGCCAUCAAAAGAGGAAAAUUUGCAAAAGGAGACUUCAAUGGCAAGGUCACUUCAAGUUUUACUUUCCCAUGGUAGCACAUUUGAGGUUCGUGGAGAAUCUGUUGAUAUUGUUGAUACGGAUCACUGGGAUUGUAGCUGCAAAGAAUGGCAACUAAAUGGUUUGCCUUGCUGCCAUGCAAUUGCUGUCUUUCAGUGCAUUGGUAGAAAUCCAUAUGAUUAUUGCUCCAGAUACUUCACUGUGGAGAGUUACCGCACAACCUAUGCUGAGUCAAUUCACCCUGUUCCAAAUGUUGAGAGGCCAAUUAAGGGCGAGUCAAGUGAUGCGGGAGUUGUUGUUACCCCUCCACCAACUAAACGCCCGCCUGGCAGGCCGAAGGUAAAGCAGGCCGAGUCAAUUGACAUAAUUAAGCGUCAGCUUCAGUGUAGUAAGUGCAAGGGCCUUGGCCAUAAUAAGAAGACAUGCAAAGGUUCAUGAGAAUAGAUAAUAGAUUAUUGGGCACUAUAAGCAGGUACCUGGUCCUCACUGAUUUCCUGCUUCGUAACUUUUAACAAUUUUGAUUGGAAGUGUAUAGGCUUGUGUUUGUGCAUGGAUGAUUUCUGAGCAAGCAUCACACUCUACUCGAAUGCUGACUGCAAUUUUUGCUUUGAUUACCUUAGUUAUGCAUUUUUAGAUGCUAGGCCAAGUAUUUGUACGAUGCGUUGGCAUCCAAUUGUUAGUACACUAAUUGACCAACUAUAACAUUGCAAUAUUGAGCCAUUGUUUGUGUUCUUAUUUC
Messenger RNA from Manihot esculenta (cassava), 3215 nucleotides. RefSeq lists its product as uncharacterized. Gene Ontology annotation, molecular function: protein binding; zinc ion binding. Bases 680 to 2914 code for a protein of 744 amino acids. The record is from RefSeq and is a predicted model, not a curated record. The transcript is spliced from 2 exons. NCBI's taxonomy places the organism in Eukaryota, Viridiplantae, Streptophyta, Magnoliopsida, Malpighiales, Euphorbiaceae.